AUGCUAAAGCCUACCUUUCCCUCCCUCUUCCCCUUCAAGUCCGACGAUGGCGCGCUGUCUGUGCUCGUCGUGACCGGUUGGAUCGCACUGAUCUGGUACGCAUUCCUACUGGCAGUUUGCGCGUUGGGGUAUUUCCAGAUAUGGAAGUAUUUCCUAAGUCGGCCCCAUCAGUCACGACUAACGAACGCCUCCAACGUCCCACACGUCACCGCCAUCCGGCCUGUCAAGGGUCUUGAGCCACACCUCUACGACUGUCUCGCUGCUACCUUUAGACAAGAUUACCCGCGCGACAAGCUCAGCAUUUGUCUUUGUGUAUCCACACGCGAUGAUCCAGCCUACCCUACCCUCCGCAAGCUAAUCACCGACUUCCCGCAUGUCGAUGCGCGUAUCUUCGUCGAAGACGAGGAUCCGUUCUUGCAGCAGAAUGGCACCAACACGUAUACCCUCGGACCGAAUCCCAAGAUCCGGAAUAUGAGUCGUGCAUAUCGCGAGGCGAAGGGGGAUAUCGUAUGGAUCAUUGAUUGCAAUGUCUGGGUUGGCAAGGGAGUCUGUGCUCGGAUGGUGGACCGGCUGUGUGGGACUGGAGCUUCGCCGGGAAAGAAAUACAAAUUCGUGCACCACCUGCCCGUGGCCGUGGACGUGACUGGGGAAAGCAACCUCUGCGAAGAACGGCAGGCCCUCCUGGACUGCAAACCGCAAGUCACAAGUACAGAUGCUGCGGCUGCAGCUAUGCCGUCUGUUCGUCCGGAGGAUGGACCGGCAGCCAUGAUCAACACGGGGGUGGUCGCUUAG
Molecule: messenger RNA, 792 nt
Organism: Penicillium paradoxum
Lineage: Eukaryota; Fungi; Ascomycota; Eurotiomycetes; Eurotiales; Aspergillaceae
Exons: 2
Coding region: 1-792 (263 amino acids)
Biological process (GO): glucosylceramide biosynthetic process
Cellular component (GO): membrane
Molecular function (GO): ceramide glucosyltransferase activity
Source: RefSeq, a predicted model, not a curated record